Molecule: messenger RNA, 2436 nt
Organism: Sordaria macrospora k-hell
Lineage: Eukaryota; Fungi; Ascomycota; Sordariomycetes; Sordariales; Sordariaceae
Source: RefSeq, a predicted model, not a curated record
AUGGCGACGUUCCAAUCCAUGGGCAACGACGUCAAACUAUCUUUCGCAAAGGUUGCAGCUGCGUCGGCAUCCAAAGACUCAGCUACCAUGGCAACUGCUACGAAAGCAAACGCUCCGGUGAUCGCCCGGGAUAAGGUUGCGGUUCCGAUCAUGGUGGCUCCCGCUGUCCCUGUGCCAGCGACCACGAUAUCUGGCUCUGCCUCUGUUUCGAUACAAAGUGAUGUACACCCAUCCCAGUCUGCGCAAAAGACUGCCGAUGAGGUUAAAGCUUCCCAGGACAAUAUCGUCGAAGGACUCAGAGAUCUGAAGCUCGAGACCAAGACAUCAGAUGUCCCUAUCAGCGUUCCAUUGGUCAGCUCUGUAUUGACGCCCAACAAGGUAGUCAUCAGCCAGACACCCUCGGACGACAAUUCGAGAGCCGACUCUAGCUCCGAGCUCGGCACAAAACCGCCAAGCUUGGAUGGCAAGAGCAUCACCUCUGGGACUACCUUUAACGCAUUGGACGAGAAGGAGUCGUUGCGUCCAGAUGACAGUGCCAGUAUGAAGGCUGCCACCGAGGAUGACGACGCCUUCUCCAUCCGUGGAUCCUACUUCAACGGCUCACGAAUGGGCUCCGAGGUUGCGGCUCGUAUCCACCGCAUCCAGAUUGGAGAUAUGCCCCCACGGGCCAUCACCACACAAGCUAUGGCCGGCGGUCAGGGUCAACUAGGCCUUGCUACGCCUCAGAGUGGCAUAUCCGACAAACAGCCAGCGGCGGAGACUGAACUGCCACUGGCAACCGGCCCCGGCGCUCCUGAUGGCGUGACGGCAAAUGGUGGAUUCCUAAGCCAGCACCCGGAUGAAAAGCUCUUAGAGGCCAUGCGAUCAGAGAAAGAUCGAUUCAGCCUCUUGAAGAUGGAACAGCAGGUCAUUGAGUUUGUGGAAAAUUCAAAGGAACCGUUCAUGGAUUUCCCACCAAACAAUACGUUUUGGAGAAUGUUGACACACAAGCUUGCUGACUACUACCAUAUGACGCAUUCAUAUGAGGCGGUCUCGGGCGCAGUUCGUAUAUACAGAACUCCUUUCUGCAGAAUUCCUCCACCACUAUCCACCAUUGCGCCGUCGACUUCUAACACCAGCUCUCCGGCUCCUGCUGUGAUACCGAGGAAGAUUAUGCGACGUGGCGAGGACGGUGAAUUUGCUCCUUCUAGCGCAAAUCCAUCAAAGCCGACUUCAGAAGCUGGCAGUGACCCCAAAGAUAAGCCUGCGAAUAGCAAGGAAAGAAUGACUAGGGAAGAGCGGGAAGAGGCGUAUAACCGGGCGAGGCAGCGAAUCUUCGGAAACAUGAAGGAAUCGGAUUCUUCGGGCCAAGACGGUGAGACCUCUAACGGAGUUUCUCGGGCGAGCUCGGUAUCCGCCAAGGACAAGCCCAAUGGCAAGAAGAAGGCGAACAAGCAACGUCGCGAUGAUUCGGAAACUUUCGACUCGCGGUCUCAAUACGUUGUCUAUUAUGGAGGCCCCCAGCAGUCAACAUGGGGACCGGCACCUCAAGCCUACCCCAUCAACAACGUCCCUUAUAACGUCCAGUAUCAGGCACCAUACCCAACGGCGGUCCCGACGUAUGCGCCUAACCAGGCGUAUCCGCAAAACCAAGCCCUGCCGCAGAAUCAAGGCUAUCCGCAGAAUCAAGCGUAUCCGCAAAUGGUUCCAAGUAACGGAUAUGCUCCUCAGUAUGGCGCAAUGGCAAACUAUCAGUAUCCCGUUCCUUCUGUUCCGCAGCCUGCAGUACCAGUGCAACAGCAACAACGUUACCAGCCUCCUCCUAACCCCCAAGUUGCUCCGCCAUACACUCCUCCUAUGCCCAGUGCAUCGCAGCCGGCAUGGGGGCCGCCACAGCAAGGCUUCAACCAGCCUGGGCCCGGCUAUUCAUCUCGAUCGAGCACCUCCCCAGGAGGAAUUCCGUAUGCCUACGGACAACUCCCAGUGAAUGCCAACCCCCACGAUCCGAAAAGCCAACACCCAAUUCCCGGCAGCUACAACCGUCAGGCGCUUAACCCCAAGACGCAGUCAUUUUUGCCCGGAAACGCCAUGUCCAUGAUGCAACCGCCGCCGGGUCCGUAUGCCAGCUCUAACCAUAGCAGCCCUCAGUUCUUGCCGGCUCACAUGAACUACGGUGGUUACCAACAGCCUAUGCCACCACCACCACAGCCGGGCUAUGGUGGUCCCGGUCCCAUGGGCUAUGCCAUGUCGAGGCAGGGGUCGAACAAUUCGAUGGGACCGUAUCACCACGUACAACCCCAGCAUCAUGGUAUGCCCCCUAACGCAUCUCCCCACAUCGCCCACAGCAAGGUCGUAGGCGGUCCGCCACCGCCUACCGGACCAUCGGGACCGCAAGGCUACAGCCAUCUCCCAACAUAUGGCAACCCUGCCUCGUUGCCACAGAAACCUCCUAUGUAG